Pseudonaja textilis is the source of this 1990-nucleotide messenger RNA. It is a transcript of the gene TRMT10C, whose product is annotated as tRNA methyltransferase 10C, mitochondrial RNase P subunit. Lineage: Eukaryota; Metazoa; Chordata; Lepidosauria; Squamata; Elapidae. Gene Ontology annotation, molecular function: tRNA binding. The record is from RefSeq and is a predicted model, not a curated record. Gene Ontology annotation, biological process: positive regulation of mitochondrial translation; mitochondrial tRNA 5'-end processing. Gene Ontology annotation, cellular component: nucleoplasm; nucleus; mitochondrion.
GGCAACUACCGCUACAGAGCUUGUUUUCGCUGACGGAACCAUCCGACAGAGUCUUAGUUCUAGGGUUUCCGACGGGAAAUGUUUAGGGACGGACCCAUUCCGGCCAGGCAUGCUUAGAUGUGCGUGUUGGUAUCUAUUGGACAUCACAACUCUCAAUUUUGAUCUUUUUCAACAUGCAUUUAUUGAAUUUGAUUAGACCUUCCUUCAAAUUGAUUGCACCGAAAAUAACAAAAUAUGGGUUAUUUUUAACAAUGCCCAGCAAAAUCAGUACUUGUGGAACAUUGAGGAUGAUUUAUUUGAACAAAAAUAUUUCAAAAAAUGCUGAUAACAUAGAUCUAGAUGAAUGGAAAUUGGUUGUGCUUUCUGGCUUGGAAAAAGAAGCAUUUGAAAAAGCAUCGCCUGAGGAAGAGCCUAAUAUAGCAGCUAUUAAGGAAUACAUUGACAUGUCUAGGCGUUUAGGUAAAGCUGCUCCAGAAAAUAUUACUGAAGAACAGUUAAAGAGGUUGAUUGAAUAUCCUUCUGUUUCUUCAAGAAAUAGAUAUUUGGCCUUUCUGGCUUCAAAAGAAAUGAGAAAGAAUGCCGAAAAAGAAAAAAAGAAAAAACAACAGGAAGAAAGGGAUGCACUUAGGAAAACAAUAGACAAUGAAGAGCUAAUACCAAAAAGUAGAUUGUUUCGGGCCAUCUGGGAGUCCUCAAUGGAUGUUGUCUACAAUUGGAAAGCUGCUCAGGCUAUGAGUUUUGGUCAGCCUCUGGUAUUUGACAUGGAUUUCAACGAUAUGUCAGAGAGAGAGAUGCAGAAUACAGUGAAUCAAAUGAUGGAAUGUGAAGGAGCCAAUCGUAAAGCUGUAGAACCAUUCCAUUUAUAUUACUGUAAUUUGAAAGAAGAUGGUCCAUACCACAAAGAAUUCCUCAAGCGUUAUGGAGAUACAUGGGACAAUUUGUUUGUGACAGUGACAGAAAAGUCUUAUGUUGAAUUAUUUCCAAGAGAUCAGAUUGUCUACUUAACUGCUGAUUCUCCCAAUGUAAUGGAAACAUUUGACCAUAAUAAAAUCUAUAUAAUUGGAUGCCUAGUUGAUAAGUCAAUAAGGAAGGGAGUCUCUCUUGCUCGUGCAAAGCGCUUGAACUUGGCAACAGCACAACUUCCUCUAGAAAGAUACUUUCAUUGGAAAACUGGAGCCAAAGUUCUUACUUUGGAUCAAAUGAUAAUGAUCUUAAUAACUCUGAAAAAUACUGGAAAUUGGAAGGAAGCUUUAGAGUUUGUUCCAAAAAGAAAGCACCAAGGUUUUUUAGAUCCAUCUUUGCAACAUUUUAUUCAUAGGCAAAAGAAUAGAAAAAUCUCUCAGCAAAACUUCAAAAAAAAGCUAUUGGUAGAGGAGCUCUCCAAGAAACGUUUGUGGAAUGGAUUGUGGGAAGAGUAGUGUGUAAAACACUACUAACUAUGACUGGUAUAAAUUUCAUGUAAAAUAACAUUUGUCCUCCGAAAGCUUUCAACUUCUACAAACUAAAGAAUCCAAUAAUGCUAAAACAUAUAGUUUUACCACAGGAAAACUUAUUUACAAAUAUAUAGGAAGCAUCACUUCUGACUGCUGAGAAAGAUUCUGUAAUAAACAAUAGGGCUGAAAAACAGGUUAAAGACAAUAACUAAUUGUUAAUGCGUGUCUGUCACUAACCCCAAUGUAGUAUGGUAUAUGCUUUUUCUCUGCUUCCCAUUGCAUUGCCUCAUACAACAAAGUUAUGUAAACAUAGUUUCCUAAUUUUGAUACAGGGGAAUUUGUAGUUACUGUGAAUUUUGCUAAACAACAAGGAGUUCAAAUUAUUGUAAAUGUUCUGAUUGUAUGCAGGAAUUAAUACUAUAUGAGGAAUGUAACUAUUAAAAAAAGUGAAUUGUGUGUUUUAUCUUUUUAUUUUACAGGAAAAAAGUUGAAUAAUACUCAAUUGUUUCAAUUGCCAAGAUAUUAUUUAAAAAGUUGUAUUUGUUAAAUAUAAAGGG